UGUUGAGUCGUGCGCCCAUCCCGAUGGCGGUGGUGCGGCGGGAGCUGUCGUGCGAGGGCUACCCCAUCGAGCUGCGCUGCCCGGGCACCGACGUCAUCAUGAUCGAGAGCGCCAACUUCGGGCGCACCGACGACAAGAUCUGCGACUCCGACCCGGCUCAGAUGGAGAACACUCGCUGUUACCUGCCUGACGCCUACAAGAUCAUGUCCCUGAGGUGCAACAACCGGACCCAGUGUGUGGUGGUGGCCGGGCCGGAUGUGUUUCCUGACCCAUGUCCCGGCACUUAUAAAUACCUGGAGGUCCAGUACGAGUGUGUCCCUUAUAUGUUUCUGUGUCCAGGGAUACUCCGAGGGGUCUACCAGAGUGAGCACCUCUUUGAGUCGGACCACCAGUCUGGAGCCUGGUGCAAAGACCCGCUGCAGUCGUCCAACAAGAUCUACUACAUGCCCUGGACGCCGUACCGGACCGACACGCUGACCGAGUACUCGUCCAAGGAGGACUUCAUCGCCGGGCGGCCCACCACCACGUACAAGCUGCCGCACCGCGUGGACGGCACGGGCUUCGUCGUUUACGACGGCGCGCUGUUCUUCAACAAGGAGCGCACGCGCAACAUCGUCAAGUUCGACCUGCGCACGCGCAUCAAGAGCGGCGAGGCCAUCAUCGCCAACGCCAACUACCACGACACCUCGCCCUACCGCUGGGGCGGCAAGUCCGACAUCGACCUGGCCGUGGACGAGAACGGCCUGUGGGUGAUCUACGCCACGGAGCAGAACAACGGGCGCGUGGUGGUCAGCCAGCUCAACCCGUACACGCUGCGCGUGGAGGGCACCUGGGACACCACCUACGACAAGCGCUCGGCCUCCAACGCCUUCAUGAUCUGCGGCGUGCUCUACGUGGUCAAGUCCGUCUACGAGGACGACGACAACGAGGCCACGGGCAACAAGAUCGACUACAUGUACAGCACGGAGAAGAGCCGCGAGACCCACAUCGGCAUCCCCUUCCCCAACUCCUACCAGUACAUCGCCGCCGUGGACUACAACCCCCGGGACAACCUGCUGUACGUCUGGAACAACUACCACGUGGUCAAGUACUCGCUGGACUUCGGCAACAACGGUCUCGGUAAGGCUGUCUCGUCUCGCCUCGCCUCGUCUCGUUAA
This is a messenger RNA of Sardina pilchardus (European sardine), 1157 nucleotides long. Its product is annotated as adhesion G protein-coupled receptor L3-like. The annotation marks the transcript as partial. The record is from RefSeq and is a predicted model, not a curated record. Gene Ontology annotation, biological process: signal transduction. Gene Ontology annotation, cellular component: membrane. Gene Ontology annotation, molecular function: carbohydrate binding; G protein-coupled receptor activity. NCBI's taxonomy places the organism in Eukaryota, Metazoa, Chordata, Actinopteri, Clupeiformes, Clupeidae. The transcript is spliced from 3 exons.